Molecule: messenger RNA, 575 nt
Organism: Miniopterus natalensis
Lineage: Eukaryota; Metazoa; Chordata; Mammalia; Chiroptera; Miniopteridae
Gene: MFAP5
Product: microfibril associated protein 5
Biological process (GO): embryonic eye morphogenesis
Cellular component (GO): microfibril
Source: RefSeq, a predicted model, not a curated record
AGGAGAGAGACACAGUCAGCAGCCAAAGGACUCGGUGGAAAGAGCAGAGCACCAUAGACAAUAUGCUGCUCUUGGGACCCAAGGUGCUGCUGUUUCUCACUGCCCUCAUCAUUCCCUCGGGCUGGACACCUCUAAGGGUCAGUGGUCAAGAAGGUAGAGACCUGGAUCCUUUUAUCAAAAAGACAUUCACAGAAGAUCCUAAUCUAGUAAAUGAACCCUCUACAGAUGAAACAGUUCUGGCUGAUAUCGAGCCUUCCACAGAUGACCUGGCCUCACCCAAUGAUAAAAAUGCCAGCACAGAGUGCCGGGAUGAGAAAUUUGCUUGCACAAGACUCUACUCUGUGCAUCGGCCAGUCAAGCAAUGCGUUCAUCAGUUAUGCUUUACCAGUUUACGACGCAUGUACAUCAUCAACAAUGAGAUCUGCUCCCGUCUUGUCUGUAAAGAACAUGAAGCUAUGAAAGACGAGCUCUGCCGGCAGAUGGUUGGCCUGCCCCCCCGACGGCUCCGGCGCUCCAACUACUUCCGACUUCCUCCCUGUGAAAACGUGAACUUGCAGAGACCAAGUGGCCUGUGA